CCACGCCCCACACGGGCUAAGCAGCGGGCUAAGCUCCACCCACCCGCACCGGUAACGACUUCCGGUUCCGGAACGUCCCGCUGUGACCGGGAGCUAGCGGCGACCGCCAUGGCGAACCACCUCCGCUUCCUGGGCCGCACGGUCAUGGUCCAGAACGGCAACGUGGACGCGGCCUACGGGGCUCUCAACAGGAUCCUCUUGCAAGACGGGCUGGUGGAGGCGGUGCGGCGGGCCCGGUACUACGAGAAGCCGUGCCGGCGGCGGCAGCGCCUGGCCUACGAGGCGUGCCGGCGGGUCUACAACGCCGAGAUGGGGCGGAAGAUCAGCUUCCUGGCGCGGAGCAACCGGCAGGACCCCUGGCUGGGCUGCUAGCGGGGAGCGCACCCCGCCACAAUAAAGGCCGCCCCAUCCCCUUA
Molecule: messenger RNA, 416 nt
Organism: Tyto alba (common barn owl)
Lineage: Eukaryota; Metazoa; Chordata; Aves; Strigiformes; Tytonidae
Gene: MRPS21
Product: mitochondrial ribosomal protein S21
Exons: 3
Coding region: 109-372 (87 amino acids)
Biological process (GO): translation
Cellular component (GO): ribosome
Molecular function (GO): structural constituent of ribosome
Source: RefSeq, a predicted model, not a curated record